AUGCCUGUAGAUGUUCCCGCAGGGCAAGUCACACAGAGCAGUGCGUUUGGAUUCCCAGAUCCUAUUCCCGAUGAAGUUUUCGACGCAUUUAGGUUCACUGCUGAUGAUCGCAGGGAUUUGGACACGAGCAGACUGGAUGAUGUGCAGUCACAACAGGAGGAAUCAGCAGGAGGACUUGCACCCAAGUUCACUGCAGCCAAGUGUGCAUUGAGCCUCUCAGUAGAGCAACCAAAGUUUUUCUGGGAGACUGACCCCUUUUUGCAGACAAUUUUUGGGUGUGACGAUUUGGCAGCUCCUUCUUUGAAACGCCCUGAGCUGCCUAUUGAUAUCAGUAGCUCACCUGCCGACACAGUCUGGGACUACUUGCAGAAGCCUAAGAGGCAUGCCGCUGGUGGUCUGUGUGCUGAAGUGAUCAGGCAUGUGGAGCUCAAGGACGAGAAAGACAAGAGAGCUAGCGUGAUAUCCAAUUGGUCCAGUCUUGUUUGCAUUGACCUGGACGCUUUCACGUUGGGAAACGCUUUGGGUAUGAGUCCCCAUGGCACAACACACGCUGAUGUUGAGAGCAGUUUGCACGCAUGUUUUGCGAGAAAGGCAACGAGCACAUUGAGUAAGAGGUUUUACGCUCUCAACAAGUUUGUCAACUACUGUUGCAGGAAUGGGUUGCAAUUCUUUCCAGCUCGUGAGCAUGUGGUUUUCACAUAUCUCCAGCAGCUGAACGCCGACUCUACAACGUCUCCCUCAGCAGGCCGCUCACUGCUUGAAGCACUGCGUUUCGCACGGGGGGUCCUGGGCCUUAAGGCUGACUUGGUAGAGCUUGGCACCACCAGGGUUGAUGGGCUGGCGAUUGAGCUGACAAAGAGGGCUGGUCCUAUCCAGCAAGCCGCUCCAUUAUCUGUGCAACAAGUGAUGGCACUGGAGAGGUUUGUGGCUGAAACCGAUGACCUACAAGACACGGUCAUUUUUGGUGGAAUGCUGGUCCUGCUUUAUUCGUGUGGGAGAUUUUCAGAUGGACAGAGAGCAGUCAACAUGAUUCUUGACUGCGAGCUGGGUGCCUUAGAUGUAGACGCCCUUGAGUGUCAGGGGUACAUGGAGUUGCAAGUUCUGGGGCACAAAGGAGCCAGGAGUGACAUUCUGAAAAGGACAUUUUUGCCUCUGGUCGCACCCAUCUAUUCCUUGGCAUCGGUUGACUGGUUCAGAUCGCCGAACGGAGAGGUGAUGGACCAGGAGUUGACUUCAGCUGAGUGCAGCGCCCUGCUUCGAAGAGCCCUGAAGUUGGCUGGGGAACAGGCAUCAGUCAUCAGGUCACACAGCUUGAAAACAACAGCGCUGUCUUGGUGCUGCAAGCAUGGAGUGGACAUUCAUGCGCGAAGACUGCUGGGGCACCAUCUGGACCCCAACGUGAAGUCACCUGAGACCUAUGGCAGAGAUUCCAUGGCCCCUGCGGUCAGGCUUUUUGAAGGCACACUUGCUGACAUCAAGCGGGGAAGCUUCAGGCCAGAUGAGACAAGGUCUGGGCGUUUUGUCAAGAUGCCGGACAACACUAUGGCAACAUCGGACCACGAUGAUGAGGACAAUGACUCGGACAGUGACUAUGAGCCGAGCAGCAGCGAGUCAGAGGACAGCGAUGAGGCACCAUUUGGGUUGCCCUCUGAAUCCAGCCUCCUGUGGCAUUUGGCCAUGCCUGAUUUGAGGCCAGGGUUCAUUGAAGUCCCAGAUGGAACCAUGGUGUACCGCAACAACGUUUCUGGAGUUCAGCACUUGAAGAAGGCUGGUGGAUUGAAAUUCAUGUGCGGUCGCAGGCAGAACGACCGCACUGGCGUCUGUGGCCGAGCGGCAUAUGUGACCAACUUCGGAACGCCCGACACAAAUGAUGUUUUGCCGGUUGAUGCAGCAUUGGAAGAUUUGUACACAUCGGCUUCAGUAGUGUUUCAUUUGCUACCUUUGCCUGCUGCAAGUGGAUCCUCACCUCCAAGCAAACGCAAGACGUCCGAUGACGAGCCAGCCAAAAAGCCUCAGCCCACUGGUGACACAGCAGCUGGAAACAAGAACAGGAGCUUGAAACAUCCCAUGGGCAUCCCGGGCCUCAAACAUGUCCAACGUGAGCGUGUCAGACUGGCCAAUAGGCUCUACAGAUUCACCAAGAAGUUUGUGGCAAUCCUCCACGCGCAAGGAAAUUUCGCAACAGCUGAUGAAAGCGCUUACAGCAGUGAAUUGUGUGCGCAUUGGGCGGCUGCCAUCGAAAACUACGCGCGCAACAAAGGCUUACAACCUGUCCCAGACACCAUGGACGAGAUUGGGCCACAUCACCUACAUCUUAGGGACACAGCCAACAAAGCCAUCCUCGGCGCACUGCCACGAGGCGGCAAAUUGCCUCCCCUUUUGUCCGACUUCUUGCAUGAGGUCGUGGUGCCGGUUGAUCACCACUCUUUUCUACGGCAUGCCAAGCCUGGAGCUCGCAUUGCCGACAACAAUGUGUUCCCAAAAGGGGCACGGCUGUUGCAAGUGUGGAAUGCUCAAAGUGGGGUGGAUGGUCAAACAGGUGGACAGAAUGGGGCUCUUGUUGGGACGCAAAACAGUGCAUUGCAAAACAGUGCAUUGAUAGCGAGGGUUGGCGUACCGGCAGAACCACUUGACUACGUGGCUUGGGCAGUGAAGCUGGUUCACCCCAACCUGCAACGUGUGAAAUUAUCAGAUCCACUUGAAAACGCCAUCAACAUGUGUGGCCCUGGCAGGUCCAUUGAGCUGCGAAGGGUCAGGAUACAAUGGACCAAACUCAUGGUGCACUUAAUGGAGGAGACCAAGAGCACCGAGGAGGACAUGAGCAGCGCUGAUAUGAUUGUGCGUUUUCUCUUCCGGUCUACAGGCUGGGUACUCUCAGAAGAUCCUGAAAAGGAUGUUGGCUUCCAGCAGUGCUUCGCAGCCUUGGGUGUCGAAUUUGAUCUGAGCUCAGUCCAUGAAGGGACACUGCGCAUCGGUAAUACGGCCAAGCGCAAGGCAGAGCUGCGGUUGAUGGUCGAACGACACUUGGCUGAGGACUCUCUCAGCGCUGAUGACUCCGAACGGCUUAGGUCGCGGCUCAUGUUCGCGGAGUCACAAAUCUUUGGGCGAUCUUCAAAGCUGGCUUUGCGAGCCAUAGGAUCUCCAGCUCUUAAGGGGGCAACAUGUGCGCCACUCAAUGCCGAUGUGAAAUUUGGACUUCAGUGGAUGUUGAAAAGAUUGGUGGAGGCACCACCGCGGGAAAUACGUGCCAAAGAUGGCGGCACUUUACUUUUGUUUGUGGACGGAGCCUGCGAGCCAUCCUCAGAUCACAGUACCAAUUCGGUCACCUCAAUUGGAGCGAUCCUUGUGAAUGAGCUUGGCCAGGGUCUGCACUUCUUUGGUUUGCGAUUACCCGUGGCGGUGACAGGACCAUGGUCCGGAGGGUGCAAAGAGAACCUUGUUUUCGAGGCCGAGGUGCUGCCUUAUACUCUGGCUUUGGCAUGCUGGGGUGAGACUCUCAAGGGCAAACACGUCUUGGUGUUCAUCGACAACGAUGGUGCUAGACACAGUUGGAUUCGAGGGACGGCAGAUUCAUUCUACGCUCGGUCCAUGAUCCACAGCGGGACACUGCUUGAGUCCGAGCUUGAUGUUUCAGCUUACUUUUGCAGGGUCCCGACUCACAGUAACCUUGCAGACGGACCCUCCCGUCUCGAUUUCCGAUUGUGUUGGCAACUUGGUGCAGUUGAGACAGUUGUCGACCCUACUGUCCUGCUUCGCUAUGCGGUAUCUCAGUGAAUGGUGUUGAAUGAACAUCUGGGGUGGUGACGGCAUCCUGGAGAUACC
This is a messenger RNA of Cladocopium goreaui, 3822 nucleotides long. NCBI's taxonomy places the organism in Eukaryota, Dinophyceae, Suessiales, Symbiodiniaceae. The record is from the annotation of a GenBank genome assembly.